Messenger RNA from Xyrauchen texanus (razorback sucker), 855 nucleotides. RefSeq names its product somatostatin receptor type 1-like. The transcript has a single exon. Gene Ontology annotation, biological process: phospholipase C-activating G protein-coupled receptor signaling pathway; positive regulation of Rho protein signal transduction. Gene Ontology annotation, cellular component: membrane. NCBI's taxonomy places the organism in Eukaryota, Metazoa, Chordata, Actinopteri, Cypriniformes, Catostomidae. Bases 1 to 855 code for a protein of 284 amino acids. The record is from RefSeq and is a predicted model, not a curated record. Gene Ontology annotation, molecular function: G protein-coupled receptor activity.
AUGGUGGAAAUGAAUAACUCCAUAGUAAACUUCAGCACACCUCAUUCAUCCAUCAACCUCACAGGAUCAUCUUUUUGGCAAAUGGGCACACUAGAAAUGUCUAUGUUGAGCUUCAGCUUCAUGCUUGGGCUUCCUACACACUCCUAUAUUAUAUAUCUUAUCAUCACAGAAACAAGAAGUGGAAUGGCAUCGGAGUUCUUCAGCCUCAAUCUCUCUGUCUGUGAAAUACUUUUCUCUCUGAAUUCUAUGUUCACUCUUUUGACAAAUUGGUUUCCGAGUCUUGCAACAUUAAUGCAGUUUUUAUUAGGAGAACUCAUCACUGGUCAUCCUCUGUUUCAGUGUCUGAUGUGUGUUGAGCGUUAUCUGGCAGUGGUUCAUCCUGUAACCUUUCUGAAGUUCAAACCUCUCAGAUAUAGAGUGAUCUGUUCUACUGCGGCCUGGAUCAUCUGUCUUGGCUCCUGUUUGUGCUGCAUGUUUCUUUUGGCCUCGUUUAAUAAUUUUAUUUACACAUGGUUCUUUGUCAUUCAGUUCCUCCUGUACCUCUCCAUUCAGUUGUUCUGCUGUUUGGCUGUUCUCAGAGCUCUGAAGCAGUCAGGACCAGGAGACAGAGGGAGGGAGAGAGGGGAGGAAAACAACGUGAAGAAAAGAGCGUUUUAUAUCAUAUUAAUAAGUACUCUGAGAAUGGUUAUCACAUAUGUUCCAUUUACAGUCACAGGAGUCCUCGCUGUUUUGACACAACAGUCAAUUCAAGUCCUCUGGUCAAUUAGUUUUAUUUGUUUUAUGCUAGCUGGUUUUGUGCAGCCUGUUUUUUAUUUGCACCGGACUGGCAAACUCUCAUGCCUGUGUUAUCCAUAA